Molecule: messenger RNA, 1170 nt
Organism: Cryptococcus wingfieldii CBS 7118
Lineage: Eukaryota; Fungi; Basidiomycota; Tremellomycetes; Tremellales; Cryptococcaceae
Product: transglycosylase SLT domain-containing protein
Exons: 6
Coding region: 1-1170 (389 amino acids)
Source: RefSeq, a predicted model, not a curated record
AUGCUCGCCAACUCCCUCCCCCUCCUCACCGCCCUUCUUCCCCUCGUCGCACUCGUCGACGCCGGCUCUGCCCAGCCCCCUCAUUUGAGGCAUCGCCGCAUGGCAAACUCUCUUCGCACCGUCGAGCACCCUGGUGCCCGUGCUGUCGCUCCCGAGGGUAGGGACACUGCCCACGCCAACGCAAAGAGGGCUAUCAAGAAGAACAUGAAAAAGAGGGGCAACACCUGCCGACCCAGGGACUCUGCCUCUGCUUCUGCCUCUAGCACCGAAGCGGCUCAGGUCGCUGCUGCCAAUACCGACUCUACUGACAGCUGGUCGUCGUCUGCUUCCCAGACCGAGAGCGCUGCUGCCGAGCCCACUUGGUCUGCGCCUGCCACCCUCAACAACAACGAAGCUUUGGCCCCCCAGGCUGAAUCUUCCUCCUCCUCCGCCUCCUGGUCCUCGUCUUCCUCUGACGCUUGGUCUUCCAGCGCUGCCAGCACUUCUUCCUCCUCUGCUGCCCCCAGCUCUUCUAGCUCCAGCUCUUCUAUUGUCGCCGGUCUCUCGGGCCUCCUCCAGAUCACUGAUUCCACGUGUGGCUACAGCAACGCCGACUCUGACUCGCCCAACGGUUCCGAGGAUUGGCUCAACUGUGGUCUGACUGGCGCCGGUUGGACCCCUCCCAUGGUCACCGUCGACGACCUUAUCGCUGUCGAGCUUUCCGCCGAUGGAACCUUCUCUGCCUGUGCCGAUUACAUUGACAAGUUCAACACCUACGGUGCCCAGUACAAUGUCAAGCCUGUCAUGUUGGCUUCUUUCGCCAUGCAAGAGUCUACCUGUAACCCCUCGAUCACUGGUGGCAAUGGCGAAGCUGGUCUCAUGCAGUUGACCGCCGCAAACUGUGAGGGCGCUCCCGACGGAAACUGUUACGAUGUCGACUUCAACAUCCAGCGUGCUACCAAGCUCUUUGCCGACCUCAUCAGCUCUAACGGCGGCAACGUCCUUUUGGCUAUCGGUUCUUACAACGGCUGGUACAGCGGUCUUACCCAGGCCGCCGGUACUGCGGCUGCCUCCACUGGCCAGUGCUCGGCUCAGAACAACCUCGACUACUUGCACCAAUUUUGCAACGGCUGGAUGCAGGGCAAGAGCGGUUACAACUUGGGUACCUAUCUCAACCUUGCCAGCUGCUAA